AUGGAUUAUCCUGAUUUAGUUUCGGUUAUUUACAGGGCAAGUUAUUGGGAUUCCUUCGGCUACCAAUUGGAGAACAAGUUGAAUGCUGCUACGUGGACAUCUCGCCUGGCGGGAUUGUAUAUCACUGUGACAUGGUGUGGACCCUUCUGUUUCAUAUCUCCUCUUUAUACAAGCUUGGCUGGGAAUUGCCCAAAAGUUGUGUUGUUGAAAGUUGAAAUUGACGAGGCAAGGGAUCUGGCUGCACGGUGGAAUGGAAUAUUAGCAGUGUUCCAACCUUCCAUUUUUCUGAAAAAUGGAAAGGAGAUUGACCAGGUAGUUGCAGCAGACAGAAGUUCACUAGAAAGCAAGAUUGCCCAAUUUGCUUGCCAAUUAUGA
This is a messenger RNA of Ilex paraguariensis (yerba mate), 375 nucleotides long. The record is from the annotation of a GenBank genome assembly. Lineage: Eukaryota; Viridiplantae; Streptophyta; Magnoliopsida; Aquifoliales; Aquifoliaceae.